Messenger RNA from Entelurus aequoreus (snake pipefish), 2847 nucleotides. RefSeq names its product cleavage stimulation factor, 3' pre-RNA, subunit 1 (gene cstf1). Gene Ontology annotation, cellular component: mRNA cleavage stimulating factor complex. The transcript has 5 exons. Gene Ontology annotation, biological process: mRNA 3'-end processing. NCBI's taxonomy places the organism in Eukaryota, Metazoa, Chordata, Actinopteri, Syngnathiformes, Syngnathidae. The record is from RefSeq and is a predicted model, not a curated record. Gene Ontology annotation, molecular function: protein binding; RNA binding. The coding region runs from base 340 to 1635 and encodes 431 amino acids.
AUGCUCCUCAAGUUUAGUUUGCCAAGCUAAUUUAAGCCACAGAAGAACACAAAGCAUCACACUUGAGAGAGGAGAAGUACAGCACGGUUGGGUUUCUUUUUUAUGUUAUUCUUAAACAAAAACACUUUGCUUCUUUUGUAAAGCAGCUAAUAAUAACAGUGGCUUACCAAACAUUCUCCUUUAACGGUCAUUUAAAAGUAACCGUGCCGCCGUUAUUUACCUGUAGCAAUAACGCCAUUAGCACGACUCUACUGCCAGCCGCUACUUGAGAUACAUCUGAAAGCAAAACACCUUGGAAGUCAUUAAAGUUGUCGGUUUUGUGUUGGUCCGUGGCCGAGAAUGUACCGACCGAAACCAAGUCUGAAAGACCGGCAGCACCUGUACAGGCUAAUCGUUAGCCAGUUGCUACACGACGGCUACACCAGCAUCGCCAACAACCUCAUCAAUGAGGUCAAACCUCAAGGUGUGGUGGCGCCGUCCGAGCAGCUCAUGCACCUGGCAAAAAUGGGUAUGGAGAACGAUGACAGUGCUGUCCAGUACGCCAUUGGGCGCUCCGACACGGUCGCACCUGGCGUGGGAAUCGACCUGGAAUUCGAUGCGGAUGUCCAGACCAUGUCUCCGGAGGCAUCCGAGUACGAGACGUGCUACGUCACGUCCCAUAAAGGACCAUGCCGGGUGGCGACGUACAGUCGUGACGGCCAGCUGAUCGCCACUGGCUCCGCUGAUGCGUCCAUCAAGAUCCUGGACACCGAGCGGAUGCUGGCCAAAAGUGCCAUGCCCAUCGAGAUUAUGAUGAACGAGACGGCUCAGCAGAACAUGGAGAACCACCCUGUGAUCCGAACGCUGUACGACCACGUGGACGAAGUCACCUGCCUCGCCUUCCAUCCCACCGAACAAAUUCUUGCUUCCGGCUCAAGAGAUUACACCCUCAAACUCUUCGAUUACUCAAAGCCGUCUGCAAAAAGAGCAUUCAAAUAUGUACAGGAAGCAGAAAUGCUGCGCUCCAUCUCGUUUCAUCCAUCUGGAGACUUCCUCCUGGUGGGAACACAGCAUCCUACCCUCCGGCUGUAUGACGCCAACACCUUUCAGUGUUUUGUGUCGGGUAACCCCAUUGACCAGCAUACGGACACCAUCAGCGGCGUCAGCUACAACCCGACAGCCAACAGCUACGUCUCCUGCAGCAAGGAUGGCAGCAUCAAACUGUGGGACGGCGUCUCCAACCGCUGCGUGAGCACCUUUGACAAAGCUCAUGACGGAGCCGAGGUCUGCUCGGCCAUUUUCACCAAGAACUCCAAGUACAUCCUUUCCAGCGGGAAGGACUCCGUGGUCAAACUCUGGGAGAUCUCUACAGGCCGAACGCUUGUCAAAUACACAGGUGCUGGUCUGAGUGGCCGUCAGAUGCAUCGCACACAAGGCGUGUUCAACCACACGGAGGACUACAUUCUCCUGCCUGACGAGCGCACUAUUAGCCUGUGCUGCUGGGACUCGCGCACAGCUGAGAGGAAGAACCUGCUGUCUUUGGGUCACAACAACAUCGUGCGCUGCAUCGUCCACUCGCCCACCAAUCCCGGCUUCAUGACCUGCAGCGAUGACUUCAGGGCUCGCUUCUGGUACCGACGCACCACCACGGACUGAUGUGCACCUCGCAGUUAGUUUUUUGUUUACAUUCUAAAAAUACAAUGAAACUAGAACAACUCUCCUGACAUCGUAGUUCACCUUAACCCGACAUUCAAACACGUUUAUUUAGGACUUAAACGAUGUUCAUUACCAAACCUAAUACCAGUGAAGUUGGCACGUUGUGUAAUUGGUAAAUAAAAACAGAAUACCAUGACUUGCAAAUCCUUUUUAACUUCUAUUCAAUUGAAUGGACUGCAAAGACAAGAUAUUUAAUGUUCGAACUGCAAAUAAUCAUCCAAUUAGAAUUUAAUGUCCACAGUUUACAAAAACAAUUUGAAAUGUGGACUCGUCAGACCACAGAACACUUUUCCACUUUGCAUCAGUCCAUCUUGGAUGAGCUCAGGCCCAGCGAAGCCGGUGGCGUUUCUGGGUGUUGUUGAAAAAUGUCUUUCGCUUUGCAUAGUCAAGUUUUAACUUGCACUGACAGAUGUAGUGACAAACUGUAAUUACUGACAGUGAUUUUCUGAAGUGUUCCUGAGCCCAUGUGGGGAUAUCCUUUACACACUGAUGUUGCAUUUUGAUGCAGUACCGCCUGAGGGAUUGAAGGUCACGGCCUUGCUGCUUACGUGCAGUGAUUUCUCCAGAUUCUCUGAACCUUUUGAUUUUUUACAGACCGUAGAUGGUGAAAUCCCUAAAUUCUUUGCAAUAGCUUGUUGAGAAAUGUUGUUCUUAAACUGUUCGACAAUUUGCUCACGCAUUUGUUCAUAAAGUGGUGACCCUCGCCCCAUCCUUGUUUGUGAAUGAGUGAGCAUUUCAUGGAAGCUGCUUUUAUACUCAAUCAUGGCACCCACCUGUUCCCAAUUAGCCUGUUCACCUAUGGGAUGUUCCAAAUAAGUGUUUGAUGAGCAUUCUUCAACUUUGUCAGUCUUUUUUGUCACUUGUGCCAGCUUUUUUGAAACAUGUUGCAGGCAUUAAAUUUGAAAUGAGCUAAUUUGCAAAAAACAGCAGUUUUACAGUUCAAAAGUUAAGUAUCUUGUCUUUGCAGUCUAUUCAAUUGAAUAUAAGUUAAAAAGGAUUAGCAAAUCAUUGUAUUCUGUUUUUAUUUACCAUUUACACAACGUGCCAACUUCACUCGUUUUGGGUUUUGUACAUUAUUUCCUCUUUUUUGCCGACUCAUGUUUAUCUUUGAGUCCUUUACCAUGUUUGUCAAUAAAAAGCUUUUUUACUGCA